AGUGCGGAACCGCCGUCACCACGUCCCCAGCGGGCAGGCAGUUGCCAAAAUUUGGGCGAGGGACGCGACCGCGCGCAGCGCAGGCGAGGGAAAGGAAAGGAAAGGAAGCCCGGCCGAAAAGGCUCCGCGGCCGCCAGAAACUCAAACGACGCCCCUCCCCGCCCCUCAAAAUUUCGCUGCCGCCUUCUCCCCUCCCUUAAAUCCAUCCCCCGAUUUGUUCGUCCCGCCGCCCCCAUUGCCAUUGCCAAUCCGCCCACCACCACAACAUCGCCCCGCAAAUCGCCCGGGGAGCCCGAGACAGCGGUUGCGCUCCGGCCAUGUCGUCCGCGGUCGUCCGCCGCGCGCGCUCGCGGUCCUCGCCGGGGCGCUUCGACUCGACGCGGCGCACGCGGCCGCGGGUGGAGGAGGAGAAGGAGCGGCCGGCGGUCCGCGAGGAGGAGAAGGCCGACGUGGUGUCCGCGCUGCCCGACGACAUGCUGCUCGAGGUCUUCAGGCGGCUGCCGCCGCCGACGGGCGCCGUCCGCUGCGGGGCGGUGUGCCGGCGCUGGCGCCGCGUCGUGUCCCGCGCGCCCGGCCUCCCCGCCCCGCCCCGCCACUUCGGCUUCUUCCGCAACCACGGCCCGUCCGCGCUGCCGCCGUUCGUCCCCACCGCGGGCGUCCCGCUCGGCCUCGGCUUCCUCCCCGUGUCGCCCGCCUGCGGCGUCAUCCUCGUCGACUGCCGCGGCCACCGCCUCCUCCUGCGCGAGCUCGGCGGCCAUCUCGCGACGGAACUCAACCUCCUCGUCUGCAACCCGCUGGAGAAGGCGUUCGUUCGGCUGCCGCCCCUCCCCACCGCCGGUCACACGGUGUUCUGCCACACCAUCGUCCCGGGGGAAGGAGCCGAGUUCCGUGUCCUCGUCGUGCUCUUCGGUGCGACCUCCCCCAACUUCUAUGUUCUCAUCUACUCUUCUGCCACCUCUGCCUGGGAGGUCGCCGCCGGCGCGCUGAAGCGGCCCCUGAAGCCCCACCGAGGCCCUACCGCCGUCGUCGGGGACAUGGUGUACAUGCUACCGGCCGAUGACAACCCCAAAUACAUUCUGGCUGUCAACACGGCCAAGAUGACCAUGUCUGGGGUGCCGCUCCCCAACGCCGAGAUUCCCCUGUACACCGGCAACAACUGGAUCGGCAAGGCGGAGGACGGCCGCCUCUGCUUCUUCGUGAUCCGGGAGCACCUGCUUCUGGCGAAAUGGGUGCUUGACGCGCCCAGGACGUGGACGCCGCAGGAGCCGGUGGCAUUGCGGCCGCUGAUGACCCCAGCCACGGCCGGGGACCUCCACGGCAUGAAGCUCUCGGCCAGGAUCGGCGACCAGGUAAGCAACGGGUGCAAGCUUGUGAUCGGUGGGUUCUGCGAGGGCACCGGGACAUUGUUCUUCAUCAUGGCUGACUGGGUUGUUUCGCUUGACAUCAAGACGUUGAAGAUGGAGAGGCUAUGGCACAACGACGACGAGCGGAGACCCCUCGGCGACCUCUACCCCUACGAGAUGGAGGCGUGGCCGCCGGCGCUCAAGGACCUGGUGAAGCCUCCGGUGAAUGCAUAGCGUGGCACUGCGUGCUGAUUACUGUAGCGUGUGUUUUGGUGGUGUCAGUGAGAAGGGAAUUGUUAUGUUCAGUAUUACUGUCGAGUUUGUACUUUUGGACUGAAUUGUUGUAAAGAUAAUGAUAUUUGUGGUUGCAGUUAGAACUGCUAUAAUAUCGAUGAUCCAAUGAAAUUGCUUUUAGAUU
Messenger RNA from Triticum dicoccoides, 1761 nucleotides. RefSeq lists its product as uncharacterized. The transcript has a single exon. Lineage: Eukaryota; Viridiplantae; Streptophyta; Magnoliopsida; Poales; Poaceae. The record is from RefSeq and is a predicted model, not a curated record. The coding region runs from base 318 to 1577 and encodes 419 amino acids. Gene Ontology annotation, molecular function: protein binding.